AUGUAUGCCUGGGACAGAAUUAUCCACAACUAUCGCCUGCACAGGCACACAAUCACAGUGAGGAAAGCCUUUCAAGGCUUCAGAAUAAUCCUUUUUUACCCUCCCUCUAACCGGUUUUUAUCACUCUGUCAUUCUAGGAACUCCACAUACUGCAUGAAGGUGUCCAUGUCUCUCAUGGUGGCAGAAAAUGACACCGACCUUUGCUACAACUCCAAAAUGAGAUUCUUCGAGAAGGCAGAGCUAAGCAAAAGUAAAGACAUCACCUGCCCGGACGUUGAGGACUUUAUCCAGCCUGGGGUGGAACCUAAAAUAAUUUGGUAUAAGGAAUGCAAGCCGACGCAGUGGAGACAAACCAUAGAGAGACGAAAGGACGUUCUGUCCAUCAAGGAAGUGAGGGAAGAUGACAUUGGGAAUUACACGUGUGAACUACCUUUUGGGAACUUUGUAGUGAGGAGGACCACAGAGUUAUCAGUCACAGCUCCCCUGACAGACAAGCCGCCAAAAAUCCUGUUUCCCUCAGAGAGCCAAAUGAGCAUCAUAGAGAUGGCACUAGGAAGUCCCAUCAACCUCACAUGCAGCGCGUUCUUCGGCUACAGCGGCGACGCCAGUCCACUCAUCUACUGGAUGAAGGGGGAUAAGUUUAUCGAAGACCUGGACGAGGAACGGGUUCAAGAGAGCGACAUCAAGACGAUCCGGCAGCACCUCGGAGAGCAGGAAGUUUCCAUCUCCCUGACCAUUGAAUCCUUGGAGGAGAGCGAUCUGGGCAACUACUCCUGCUAUGUGGAAAACUGCAACGGGCGGCGGCAAGCGAACGUCCAAAUCGUCAAAAAGGCUGAACUGAUGUACACUGUGGAGCUAGCUGGAGGCCUGGGAGCCAUCCUGCUGCUGCUCAUCUGCCUGGUCACCCUCUACAAGUGCUACCGGAUCGAGCUCAUGCUCUUCUACAGGAACCACUUCGGCAGCGAGGACAUCGACGGAGACAACAAGGACUAUGACGCGUACCUGUCCUACACCAAAGUGGACCCGGACCAGUGGAGCCAGGAGACCCGGGAGGAGGAGCGCUUUGCCCUGGAGAUCCUCCCCGACGUCCUCGAGAAGCAUUAUGGGUAUAAACUCUUCAUUCCAGACAGGGACUUGAUCCCCACAGGAAGUUUCACCAAUGAUCAUUUCCAGGAUGACACAAGACUACUUAGAGCCUACAUCGAGGACGUGGCCCGCUGCGUGGACCAGAGCAAGCGCCUCAUCAUCGUCAUGACGCCCAGCUACGUGGUGCGGAGGGGGUGGAGCAUCUUUGAGCUGGAGACGCGGCUGCGCAACAUGCUGGUGACCGGCGAGAUCAAAGUCAUCCUGAUCGAGUGCGCCGAGCUGCGCGGCAUCAUGAACUACCAGGAAGUGGAGGCCCUCAAACACACCAUCAAAAUGCUGACGGUCAUCAAGUGGCGCGGGCCGUCCAGCAACAAGCUCAACUCCAAGUUCUGGAAGCAGCUGCUCUACGAGAUGCCCUUCAAGCGCAUGGAGCCCCUCAGCAUCUCCCACGAGCAGGUGCUGGACGUGAGCGAGCAGGGCGCCUUCGGCGAGCUCCAGACUGUCUCCGCCAUCUCCAUGGCAGCGGCCACCUCCACUGCCAUGGCGACGGCGCACCCGGACUUGCGCUCGACCUUUCACAACUCGUGCCACACCCAGAUGAGGCAGAAACACUAUUACCGUAGCUACGACUACGACCUGCCGCCCGGCGGCACGCUCCCGCCGCUCUCCUCGCUAGGCAACCAGCACACCUACUGCAACAUCCCCAUGACGCUCAUCAACGGACAGCGGCCGCAGUCCAAGUCGCCACGCCAGCAGAGCAUGGAGGAGGGCCACGCCAACAACGCCAUGCUGCCGCUGCUUCCCAGAGAGACCAGUAUAUCCAGCGUCAUCUGGUGACAGAGCUGGCGCCGGGCGGGGCGGACUGCGGAUGCGGAGGACGUCCGCCGCAGGGACCGGGGGCUAGCCGGAGCUGGACGGACGCUGCUGUCACAUUUGCACCAGGAAACAACAGGUGGGGGUGGGGGGAGGGGACCUUUAGCGGACACACAUAGUGGACAAAACCGGAGUUGGACAAGGUGGCGGCACCAAUUUCUUGUUUUGUUUUAGUCUAAUAAGAGCUUUUAUUAAAACUGAACAUCAAAAGUAAAGAAAAAAAAAAAGACGCAAGCUGAACUUUUUUUUUUUUUUUUUUGUAUGCCUGUAGAAACACUCCCGUAACACAAGCCAACACCUGUCCUAAUUUACCGCGAGAGUGGAGGAAAACAGGGUCCUGUACAUACCGUUUUCUAAUUCUUUGUAGCAACAGUGUUUUUUGGGGACUUCUUUCUUUCUGUUUCUCAUCGGUUUGGGAAAUCUUUUCUUUUCCUUGUUUGUUUUCAGUUUGUACUAAAGUGAAGCGAUGGCCUGUAAGACGUGUUGGUAGAAACUGUUGUUACCUUUAUCCUAAUUUGUUGGCUGGUGUAGUUUCUAACGCUUUCGGUGGGUCUUUAUUUCUCGGGGGGGGGGGGAGGCGGGGGGAUGGCUUCGAGUCACCGCCCUCGGAGAGAGGAGUGAGAUGUUAGGGUCAAGAGUUUGGGCUCAACCAGAAUAUGCAAAAUUUGGAGUCCAGGUGACGGGAUAACGCUGGGUUUUCAACUCCGAUCAUGUCCGAACGCUUUUUUGGGGGGAAACGAAGACUAUGGUGCUAGGCUUCACAUCUCUAUCUCUCACGGCGACGUUUCCUUUUGAAGAGCAACCUUGCUAUUUACCUUAACAGAAGAUUAUAUCACUGAAAAGUAAUUAUGUGUAUUAUUUUAUGAAAAAAGAAAAGUAUAUUUUUGUAACUGAUGGAUAUUUGCUCAGAGAAGUUCUAUGUGUGACGUUUCUGAAGGAAGUGAUUGGGGGAAAACGGAUACGGGGGUGGGGAAAGGAAAACCAACACUGUUCCGGUGUGUGGAAACUGCUUCGCUCACACAAAAUCAAAAGGGUCACUCAUCUACGUCCGACAAACGCGAGCUAGAAGAACCUCCGGAGGGGGGGAGUUUUGACAUUCUGGAUCCACUCACAGCUCGGCGGACUUUUUUUUUCUAUCACGUUUGUCAGUUUCAUUGUCAUUGCAGCAGCUCACCGCCAGUUUAAUGGGGAGGAAGCUGUCGAUGAUGUCAGCGCGGACGAAGGAGAAAGCCAUCGUCACUCCGCCCGGUUUCCACUACAGGACCAAACAAGGCUGUCCAGGGCUAACGCAUUAUCUCAGUCAUCCAUUUCCUCCUAAAUGACAGCCCUGUUAUUUGUUUACCAUGCCCCUCCCCAGGUGAGUCGUGUCCCCGGGGAACGCUCCGUGUUUUUCUACCCGUAAUGAGUCGGGAAAACGUCUACAGUGCCUUGAAAAGAGUUCAUGCCCGCUGAAGUUCCGCGUUUAGGGCGACCGCAAGUUUUCAUAAACGUAUUUUAUUGUGAUGAAAUUGCUAAGUGGAAGUAAAGAUCCGAAAGGUGGGGCCUGGCAUUUGGAUUGGACAGCUUUUGCGCAUCCGCCGAAGAAAAGCGCCCCCCACAGCAUGAUGCUGGCGCCACCGUGCUUCACAACUGGGGCGGUGCGUUCAGGGUGUUGUAUGUUUUUUAGUUUUUUCGAUCACACGGGGCUUCUUCCUAUAAAUCCAUACUACCUUCUGGCGUGAUGCUCCCAGAUGUGCUCCCAGGUGUGCUCAGGGUCGUAGACAUGUGCGUUGUUAGUUUUCUUCCAACUCCGACCGGCUUCCACGUUCCUGCAGGGGAACGCCGUCCCCUCAGCAUGAUGCUGCCGCUCCCAUGUCUUCAUGGAGUAAUGUUCAAGGUUUUUUUUGUUUUUUUCAUGGCCAAAAAGAGCCCCACCUCUACACUUUGGUUGUGUAGGACGUCGUAUGGCCUUUUUUUUUUCCAACAAUGCCAUUUUUCAUGACUCAUAUGGUUCUACUUAACAAAUUAUCCCACCUGAGACGUGGAUGUAGACGUACUCACGAAGCAACCUUUGAAGGGAACUGGUUGUGCUGGAUUUGGAUCACAAACGCACACUUUUCAGAUUUUUCUUUGGAAAAACAACAUUUUUUUUCCACCCGCGUCACAAUUAUGCGCCAGCCAGCGUUCCCGGUGAAUUAAACAUGAGUUUGUGGUUGUCAUGUGGAAAGGAUUCAGAGGUGUGACCCCUUUUCCAAGGCACUUGUAAACACUUUUCAAGACUGAAAAAGAUGUAUAUGACUAAAUAUUGACAUAGAAUUAACCUUUAAAUUGAGAUAUAUUUUAAUUUAAUAAAGCGUUAAAGGAUAUAAGGCGAGUCCUCUUUGAAACCAGUAGCCUAGUUUAUAGCUACGAUAGUGAAGCAACUUUAGACCAAAGCAAGCUAACGGAAACGGAUCUCAUCAACAAGAAGUCAUUACCUUCCCAUCCUGAUGGGUACCAGUCCAGCCGUUCUCACGUCGCCUCAGAUCCGUGACGAUGGCCUGUUUUCUCCAUCCACCUGCGCCACACACCUUUUCAGUUCCUCUGCGAACUAACUUCAGCAGCUCAGACGAUUCAUUUUGUGCCAUGAAUUAUGCAAAGUGAAGAAUUUGUAAGAUCGUGAAUGAAAAAUUGUCCUUUCCCCUCUUCUAAUGUUUUCCUUUUUUUUAUUAUGAUUAUUCUGUUGUGUAAGAUUUGGAAGAAAAAAAAAGGCCUGGGUUGUUUUUUUUGUUUUGUUUUGUUUUGUUUGUUUUCCUGAUAAUUUAUUUAAGUGUGAGAUGGCACAUUUGCAUUUGAGAUUUUUUUAAUCAGAGCCUUUAUUUGACACUGUUCCCUCCGAGGGAAAAAAGCAAACUACUGCUGCGUUCAGGAGCACCGUCUCUGAACAGAGAGCUCAGAUAUGGCAAAAGUGUAAAUAAAACCUGAACAAUAUUAAAAUGAAGACAAUCGAGCCAUAUUCAUGGGACCUGACGGUCGUUAUUCACCUGGCUUCUCAGAGCGGGACCACUAAUCCUCACCGGAGUUCAACUCCCCCCUGUGCUUUGAGAAGCUCUGUGAAUACGAGGACAAUAACACUUUGGUUCAUGAGAAAUACGAACAUUUCUGGCGACGAGGCUUUGAUUGGAAAGGUCAUGAUGAUUACUAUUAAAGAGAAUAUAUAGCACAGAGUUAUUCCAGGCACUUUCAUGACUUCGGAGACGACGUCUCUGUUUUUUUCUGAUUUAUUUUCUAUUCUGUAUCUGCAAUGUUCAUUAAAAGAGAUACUGUUAUUAAUAAUAAAACCACAUUUAUGGUGAA
This is a messenger RNA of Fundulus heteroclitus (mummichog), 5274 nucleotides long. Its product is annotated as interleukin-1 receptor accessory protein-like 1. The record is from RefSeq and is a predicted model, not a curated record. NCBI's taxonomy places the organism in Eukaryota, Metazoa, Chordata, Actinopteri, Cyprinodontiformes, Fundulidae. Gene Ontology annotation, biological process: signal transduction; negative regulation of exocytosis. Bases 1 to 1923 code for a protein of 640 amino acids. The transcript is spliced from 10 exons.